Lasiodiplodia theobromae is the source of this 2952-nucleotide messenger RNA. RefSeq names its product Kinesin family protein. The record is from RefSeq and is a predicted model, not a curated record. The transcript has 4 exons. Bases 1 to 2952 code for a protein of 983 amino acids. Lineage: Eukaryota; Fungi; Ascomycota; Dothideomycetes; Botryosphaeriales; Botryosphaeriaceae. Gene Ontology annotation, molecular function: microtubule motor activity; microtubule binding; ATP binding. Gene Ontology annotation, biological process: microtubule-based movement.
AUGGCCGACGGCGAAUCCUCCAUCUCUGUCGCCGUCCGCGUGCGGCCCUUCACCAUCCGCGAGGCCGCACAGCUUGUGAAGAACGACGAUGGCCCCAUUUUCCUCGGCGACGGCUCCCUAGCUGCUGCGCCCACCCCCAAGCUCCAUGCCAAAGGCCUACGUUCCGUCAUUAGAGUCAUUGACGACCGCUGCCUAGUCUUCGACCCGCCCGAGAGCAACCCGAUAUCCCGCUUCUCCCGCAGCGUUGUGCCGAACAGCAAGAAGACAAAGGACCAGACGUUCGCCUUCGACAAAGUCUUCGACGACAACACCACCCAAGGCGACGUCUACGAAGGCACCACCAAGCCUCUUCUUGACAAUGUGCUGGAGGGUUACAAUGCCACCGUUUUCGCAUACGGUGCCACUGGCUGCGGAAAGACGCACACGAUUACGGGCACACCCCAACAACCGGGCAUCAUCUUCCUCACGAUGCAGGAGCUCUUCGAACGCCUUACGGAGCUCCAAGAGACAAAGGCAUCGGACGUUUCUCUCUCUUACCUUGAGAUAUACAACGAGACCAUUAGAGAUUUGCUGGUCCCUGGGGGCAGCAAGGCUGGCUUGACGCUGAGAGAGGAUGCCAACCAGGCAGUCUCAGUCUCCGGCCUCUCGAGCCAUAGGCCGACCAAUGUUGAACAAGUCAUGGAAAUGCUUGUCCGAGGAAACCAGAACCGUACCAUGUCACCUACUGCAGCUAACGCUACCUCCUCCCGCUCUCACGCUGUUCUCCAAAUCAACGUAUCUACGAAGGACCGCAACGCCUCUGUAAAUGAGCCUCAUACUAUGGCUACCCUAAGCAUCAUCGAUUUGGCUGGAAGCGAGCGUGCCAGCGCCACCAAGAACCGUGGUGAGCGUCUGGUUGAAGGUGCCAACAUCAACAAAUCACUCCUCGCUCUAGGAAGUUGCAUCAACGCCCUGUGCGAUCCUCGCAAGAAGCACCACGUUCCCUACCGCAACUCGAAGCUUACGCGACUGUUGAAAUUCUCCCUCGGCGGAAACUGCAAGACAGUCAUGAUCGUCUGCGUCAGUCCAUCCAGUGCUCACUACGAUGAGUCUCAGAAUACGCUCCGCUAUGCGAACCGCGCGAAGAACAUCCAGACCAAGAUCACCAAGAAUAUCUACAAUGUCGAUCGUCACGUCAAGGAUUACCUGAAGAAGAUUGAUGAGCAGAGGCAGCUGAUCGAGGAGCUGCAAGCAAAGAUGAAGGAUCUCGAAGGAGGCGCAUUCGUCAAAUUCAAGAAGCAGAGUGAGAAGAGGGAAAGCAUCGCGAAGGAAGGCAUCAUGAGGAUUCGCUCAGCUUAUGAAAAUGCUGCAGCCGAACGGCAGGACCGUGUGAAUACGAUGAGAAAGCUCAAGCAGGUCGAGAGGCGCAUUUCGAUGAUAUCCGCAUGGAUCGCCGGAUUCGACACCGUGUGCGAGCAAAGGGAGGAGGAGGAUGCGCCCCAGAGCUUUGUAGCCAUGCGCAAGACUGCUCUGGGCAUACAAGCGGAGCUGGAGACCACUCGUCAACACUUCCAUCAGCGGCUGGCGAAGAACAAUUGGGAUCGUGCCGUUGACUCGGCUCUCCAAACCGGCAUUCGCCAACUGAAGGAAACCGACGCAGCCAAUUGCAGCGGUGAUGUUGCAAACCUGAUGAGAGAGGCGGAGCUUCUCAGAGCCAACGCUGAUAGGGAGACUUACGCCGCCGUGUUGGAGCAGGAGAAGGGCGGAGAUGCAGCAGUGGUUCAGCUGCUGCUCCAAGCUCACUUCGAAGUCGUGACCAUCCUCGGCCAAAUCAUGGUUAUGGACGAGGAGGAGGCUAUACGUACAGCUAAGGAGAUGCUGGGAAAGCUAGUUUCUUCCUGCUCCGAGGCUGCUUCUCAGGUCAUCAAGCCUGACGGUGGCCUCCCGGUCACCGAGGCAUUUCCACCCACCAGUCGUGGGACGCCAAAGAGGAGGAAUCCCGUCAAGCUAAUGGCACCAUCGCCGAUGAAGUUGCCUGUCCCCGUGUGGGAGAAUGCGUACUCUUCUCCCGCCAGGUCUUUGGCUUCUCCCCGUAGGCGCAAGUACAACGCGCCGCGCAAGGGGCUGAAGGUCACACCAAAGAAGUCUCCCAGCAAGCACGCAAAGCGUGGCGUUCGCUGGAGGGAUGACACUGAUGAUGGCGCUCUCGUGGAGUUCCAGGCUACGCCGCAGGCUCUUGACUACACUCCUCCUCCCGGGUCAUCGGCGGAGAAGGCGCCGCCAAUGAGUGGAAUCCCUUCUUUGGUCGAAAGCCUCGACUCCUCCCCCAUCCCUGCGCCACCAAAUGUGGCUUCUCUCGAGGUCAAGCCGGUACGGCCCAACAGCCGUUUCCAAACCGGUUUUCUUUCCAAGAAGCCGUCAUCGCCCUCGCUUCUGCCCGCAUUUUCGUCGGAUUCGGAACGCGAAGGUUCUCCGCUGCGGGAAUUGGAGAUCAACAAGGCACGCGGCCGUUCGCCUUUGCACGUCUCGUCGUCCGGCAUCCCCUCGUCAUCCGAGGCGACUCCCAACGAUUCGGACAAAGCUAGCGCCACUUCGUCUGAUGACGAGCGGUCCUGGCUCAAGGCUGUCAGCAAGGGCGAUGACCAGAACGCGGCGCGCACGAUUCGUACAGCUAUCAAGCGCAACUCAGUUGGUGACAGGACCGCCAUGCUUGGCCACCACAAGGUGCACAGCAGCACCGGAUCUGCACGUCUCAACACUCGCAACAUUAAGAGCCCUCCCAGCGGCCACCAUGCUCGCCGGACUUCGAUUACCAAAGGAGGUGCACCAAUUGCUGGCGCUCGUCGUGUCACGUUGAGCGAGGACAGAGGCCGUGUUGGUGGUCUCGCUGCUGGCCAGGCUAUCAGGCUGGGUGGUGCUCGCCCGGCAGCUGGCGGCAGCCUGAGGGCAGACACGAAGGGUGCUUGGCGCUAA